Messenger RNA from Durusdinium trenchii, 7737 nucleotides. The record is from the annotation of a GenBank genome assembly. NCBI's taxonomy places the organism in Eukaryota, Dinophyceae, Suessiales, Symbiodiniaceae.
AUGGCGGAGGGUGAGCGAAUGGAAAGGAUGAAUCCUGUGGCCAUUGAGCAGUGGAUGGCAGGCGCCAUAGGCGCAUUGGCCGUGGCGCUCCUGGUGACGCGAUGCCUAAGGCUGUCGCUCCUGAUCGCCCUGGUGGCACUGACACUGGAGGCUGCGGCAUUGGCCGGCCAACUGGGCUUGCAACGUUAUUUGGGCAUGGGCCCUGCAAGACUGGCUGUGGGAUUUUCUGCACGUUCCAUUCGCUUUUGCAUCAUCAAUGUCAACAUACAGUCCGAAGGUUUGAUCUCACGGCUGGUGGUGCUGCCCUUGCCGCUCCUACUGACUGGCUUCGCUGCCUCCGAGCUGAGCCUAAAGUUGCAGCCGUUUCGCAUCCAGCUUUGUGCUACUGGCUUAUCCUUGGCCGUGCGCUGUCUAGAAGCCAACGAAUGGAACAAAGAUUCAGCUGUGAAGGGCGCACAAAGUGCAGCCCUCUCCCAGCUCGAGAUGCUUUUCUUUGCCAUGGAACGCAGACACCGUGAGGUCACAAGCCCUCCUGCGAAGAAGCGUUCCCUGCAGCUGGUGAAACAGCUGGUUGACUUGAUUCUGGACCAUGUGGAGGUGCAGGCAGACGGCUUCGCCCUGAAGUUGGAAGCAAUGAGAUACCAAGGCGAAGAAGCGCCACAGCUGAGUCCCGAGAGAUUCCUGGCUCACAUCCAGGUUGGCCGAUUUCAUCUUCCAUCUGCAGUUCCCGAAGUUGAUCCUCAAGUACCUUGCCCUGAUGUGUCAGCAUGCAGCGAUGGUGAGUACUUUUGCCCUCGUGUGCAACGUGAUAUCCGCGUCAGGGGCUUUUCCUUGAACGUUGUGGGUGCUGCUGGUGUGGGCCUUCGGCAGGAUUCGUCCAGCUCCAGCAGUCAACCACAAAUGGACCUCUUCGGGUCAAUGCCUGAGAUGCAGAUCCGCUUGGCAAUGCCUCCAGUGCUUUGCCAGCUGCUCUCGGGUUCUACGCGCCCCUGGCGUCGCAUCAGUGCCCACCUCACGGGCGUGCCCGGUGACACAUCGCCAGGCGCACUCAACGCCAAUGAAGCGUUGAUGAAAGUCGUUUGGACAUUGCUGGGGCGCUACUUGGCUGCAGGCGCCUACUGCUACCAACUGCAGCUGGCUGAGCUGAAGCAGGUGGGUGGAGCACAAGCUGCAGCAGAAGGACGAGGUCUGCCGCCGCCAUCUUUGACCAAAGAGAAGCGUUUGGCAGUGCUGGACGAGCUGCGACGGGCCAGCUGGGCCCAGGUGAGAAACGCAUUGCCAAGUGAGUGCUCUUAUUAUGAUCUCUUGGCUUUGCGUGUGGAGGCUGCUGGUUUCGACUCCCAGGUCUCUGAUGCUCGACGGCUUUGGCGAACUGCGCUGGACACCAUGAACAAGUACUCCAAAGUUGAGGGCUUGUUCCACGAGUUGCAUGUGAGCAUGGGCUUAUCACUGGACAUUGAUUUGGAGAUGGGAGCUGGUCGCAUUUCCGCCGACCUGGGACGGCUCUUUGCCAAGUUGGGGCCAAAAGGGACAUUGGCCGGACUGGAGGUGGUGCACGGUAUGGCGGUGGAUGCUCAUGAGCGGACCUGGUGCCAAGGAGCAAGCGCACGAGACACCGAACAAAUGGUCUUAGUUCGAGGUGGCUCCAAGUUGCCACGGCGUGAGAGGGUGGUGGAGCCCUCGAUGUGGCUGGCGGCGUUCUUGCCGGCAGAGCCUGGGAGCAUGCAAGUGACCCUCAAGCUGAACCAGGCGCGCGCACGGAUUCUGCCCUCGCCCUUGCUGGGCACGGUGCUCCCUGCCGUUUUGGGCCUUUUGCGGCAGGACCCCAGGCCACCCGCGCCUGAACUGCCGGAUCACUUUACAGAGGAGCAUUUGGAGGCGAUCCCAACUGAAGCGCAUUUGCCCGACACCAUCCUGGGAGGGAUGGCUUUACAUUUUGAAAUGGAUGUGCGAGAGAGUUGUGCGGUGCUACCCCUCAAGCCGCAGCUUCCCUCCAAGAUGUCGGAUUUGGUGCCCAAGACUGACCUGGACUACGAUGGCUUAGUGGUGUCCGCGGAUGUCAUCAAUGCCACACUUGUGUCCAGUCCCAGCGAGGAAUCACUGGUCUUAUCGGUGGAUGCCCCCUCUGUGGUGGCACCAGGAGGGUACAAGAUCAUGGAGCCGAUGUCAUUGGUGGAGCUGAGAUAUGUGGCUUCCUGGUAUACGCCCAGCACCGGGGCAAAGGUACCAUUGAGAUCGGCCAAUAUUCGUUUACCUAUGGCGAGCCUCUCAGUCUCUUUAGCUGUGAUGCGGAUGCUGAAGAAGACCGCGACGGCGUUGGCUCAAGGAUUCGCUUCUGAUGAGCAGGCCAACAUGGAAGAGAACGCACCAGAGGAAGGCCGCUUCGCGCGCGUGCGGCGGCUCUUCACCGAGAACGAUGUGGACGAGUCGGGGGAGCUCGAGAGGACGGAAGUCUUUAAGCUGGCAGAGAGGCUCUGUGUGGACAACUACGCGCUGUCUCAUCAGGAACUGAUUGGCGCUUUUGAUGAGAUUUGGACUGCCAUGGACAGCUCCAACGAUGGAAAGGUCUCCUUCGAAGAGUUCUGCGACGCUCUCGCAGGUGGAGAAGGUCGGAGCGCUUCGAAAAACUUUGGACCUUUGAGUCUCCGAGCCGGGGAGUUGGCCUCAAAGAGCUUCCUGGAAGGACACGAUGAGGAGGAUGACCAGGCCUCAAAGGCCCGGUUGUGGAAUCUCCUUCAUGAAGACAUCCAAGCACAAGUUGGAGGAGGUUCUAACAGCUCACCCUUGACCUUGCAGUGGAAGCUGCUACGCGCUUUGCGAAACUACAGCGAUGCCAAGGAGUGGUGGGAGAGCACCUUGCGUCCGGAGGUGGCACCGGACGCUCAUUGGGAGAUCGAGCCCGAUCGCCCUGUGCUGUCGGCUCGGGAGCUCAUGUUUGCGGCCUUGUCCGACUCGGGUCAAAUCCAACAGAUCACCGAGGAGAAGACAGCCACUGCACAGAGCCGGCGCACCGGCCCACGACAUCGCAGCGGACUCAAGCUGCGGAUGGCCUGCGAUGGCUUCAGGCUGAACCUGGAGGACCCACUCAGCCAGCUGCGGGGUCAACAUCGCUUGAGUUUGGGCGCAGCUUCGGACAGUGACGACUCGAAGGCCUUUGAUUUGGAGCUGACCUAUUGGCAUGCCACAGGACAUCGACACCUGUCCUUUGAGGACCAGCUGAAAGCAACCAUUGUGGUACGAGGCUUCUUUAGCAGUUGCAUGAACCCUUGCCAUCACCAUCCCGAGUUUAUCAUGGAAUCCUGGGGCUUCAAUGUGUGCGUGGACAGCCCCGCAGGUGUCAAGGCUUUAACCUGCCGCUUCAUCGCGGAUUGCCACUUCGUGAUGAACGUCACCUCUUCCUUGCUGCUGGGUGUGAAGCCGAUCGUGCGAACGCUGAUGCCUCCGGAGGAUCCGGAUGCGUUCAGAGGUGACAUCUCUCAAAGUGCCGGAGGUACAGCACCCCUGGCGCAUUUAUUGCAGGGCCUGAGACGUUUGACGCAAGAGAAGCUCCAAGAGUUCAAGCUGAUCCUGAAUGAUCCUGAUGCAGCUGGGGUCGGUACCAAAGUGCCUGGUGAAGAGAUUGUUCAAGUGAGCACUGGCCCUCCAAGAGGCCUUGAUCGACGUGGCUCCAACAAAGCGAAAUGGAUGAUACCCUUUGAGCUGAACUCUGCCAAAAACUUGGCGCGGAUCAUGCUGCCUGCUGGUUGGCAUGUCACAGAGCUUCACCAAACUGACAUGUUGCAGUUCGAACUCUUCGUGGAAGCUGAAGCGCGCAGCGAUCCGCCAGAGCCAUCUGAGAUUGUAGUUUGGUCCGUCGACACUGCUUCUGCUGGCGCAUCUGCAGGAACGCUUGCACAGGACCAAGAAAGCAAUCACAGCCCUACCAGCAGAACGGAGGAGGAUUCACCAGAAACGCGAAGCUGCCAAAGCAGCAGGACUUUGCAAGUACUAAACCGCUGCGGGGUGCCUGGCGAGGUUUGGUUUGAAAGAGGUUCAAAGCAACGCAUUGGACCUGUGGAGGUUCUAGAGGCAGAUGGUCAGCCCAGCACGGUGGUGGUUCCGGAUGUGAGAUGCAGCCUUUGCGUGGGAGUGACCGAAGUGAGUGUCUACAAGAGCGCAGAGGCCCGUCCAGAUCUCAGCAGCUUCGGCCGCUGCGGUGCGCCCAUCAAGGCGCUGCAGGGCAUCAUGUCCAGCCGUGGCGCCGAGCGCGGCGCCGAGCGCGGCGAGGUGCAAAGCUGCCUAACUGCUUCCUUGUCCAUCGGCCCGCAAGGUCAAGCGCUUCUGGAACUGCUGCCCCCCUUGGAGCUGCAGAAUGGUACACAGUUGCCUCUCCACCUCCAUUUGCAUCCGCCCUACGGAAACCACGCCGUGGCAGCUCAAAUGGGCAUCUUCGGAUUGACGCGCGCCUCGGCGGCCUGGGCAGCUCCCAACCUGGAGCCAAAGGUGGCCAUCGUCCCGCCAGGCGGCACCUUCCAGGUUCCGCUCCACAUGCUGCAGAAAGUGAACACCGAGUCUCAUGGAUUUGGACAACACUUUUGGCAGGUGCUUGCAGAAGCCAUACCACCCAAGAAGAAUCAUUGCUCAUUGGCCUUCGCUUUCCCGUUAGGUGGCUCCAUCCUCCGCUCCGGACGAGAGGAGUUGGAGCUGCGGCGCUCCUUGGGCUUGGCCUUGGAGACCACCAGUAUCACAGGCUCCGGUCCAGAGAAGACCACCUUGCAGCGCUUUACGCUCCUGCUUCUUCCUGGCUUGCGGGUGGUCAACUCCUUGCCCGUGAAGUUGUUGGUCGUCUUGCAGCGGGAGAAGAUACGGGAUGAACAUUGCGACGUGGAACCGGGAGGCACCGCCGACUUCGGGCGAUCGCCCUUCGGUGGCAAGCUGCUCCUGGCUGUGGAGGGCGAAGAGCCACAGGUCCUGGAUUUGCCGGCCGAAGCGUUAAGUGACCGCUCCAAGUUCAAGGAGCUGAAGAUGGACCAGUUGAGGCUUUCUUCCAACAUGAGCUGCUCCCUUCACUGUUCCUGGCAAGCUGGACAAAGUCCUGAGAUGGUGAUUACUGGAAAGUGCCUUCUGUUCAACAAGACCGGCUUGACGCUUCAAGUCGCUGAACGUGUCGAACGUGACUCUGCACAACAGCCAGCGGCGCAGCUCUGCCCCGGUGGAGCCGCUGUUUUGGGCACCGAGGCAGAAGUGUGCAUUGGCCUCGGACUCCAGCAGGUGGUUUCGCGGAGCUCUCGAGACCAUCCGGAAAAGUCACAACAACUGGAGCUUCGUGGCUUUGCAGACGUGCAAGAUGCUGAGCGGCUCUUUUGUUGGCGCAGUGUUUCAGUGAGGCUCUCGCAGGGAAGACUGCAACUGAAGCGCCAGCGCGAGGCCUCCGAGGUGGAUGGCUUGGAGCAGCAAGCAAUCCUGUGGCCUUUGAGUCGCUAUUGCCGCUGCAUGGCGGCCGAGCCACAGAAUACUGGGGGCGUGAAGGAUUGUUUCAGCUUGGAGGAUCCCAGCCGAGGACAAUCCCUGGUGUUCCACGCGCCCGACAGUGCGACACAAAGAGAGUGGCUCAUGGAGUUGCAACGAAGCGUGCAGAUCCUGCAAGAAGAGGACGAGAUUACCAAAGGUUGGGACAAGGACGGUGGCGCUUGCCGUCGUGGAAAGGUCCCAGAUGAGCUUUGGGAGACUUGGUGCACCAGUGGCGUCCCGAUCAUGGCGAUCGGCGAAGGUGAGUUGAUGGUGACCGCUGGCAGCAGUGAGUCGCCCAGCGUAAUGUUCCUCGGGGUUCAGGUGCACGCUGUCUUGGGCAUCCCGCGCUUCCCCGGCAAGGGCGUCACCGUCACGCCACGCUUCAUCCUUCGCAAUGCAAGUGAAAGCUUCGUUCAAGUCAUGCCUGGACUGUUGCCGAAUAAGAAGAGUGGGGAUGAGCCAGCAGUGACCAACCGAGUAGAGGAGAUCAUCAAAGAGUUCUCAGGCCCCGACACCAUGGAUAUCAUGGAGUUCAUCGCCAGGGAUCCCAUCGCGGACCAGGCGGUGUGGAUUCCGCCAGGUGAGAGCCUAGCCAUUUUCCACUUCCCGUUGCGCUGCCAGGCAUCAGAAGUGAGCCAAGCGCGAAAGGCUGUGGCCUUACGGCUCCCAGGGCGUGAGCCCUUGCAGUUGAUUCAUGUCGAAGCAAAGGGCCCCUUGCAGCUGCAGCAAGUCCUCACAUCAGGAGUGAUCCCCUAUAAGGAUCAUCCCUGGCAAUCUGGACGUUUGCCUCCACGCAUGAGGAUGUUGGCGCAGGAAGGGCGCCUCAUGUGCCUGCGCUGGAAAUAUCUCAAGGACUUCCAACUGGGGGACCUCAUUCUCACAUCUGCCUGUGAGAUGUUCAUCGGACUGCCGAUCUCUGAGCUCGGAGCAGAGUGGCUAAGGAAAGAGCCAUGGAAGGAGUGUGAGGCUCUUGACUUGCGCUCGCAAGGGCAUCACAAGAUUACGCUGCAGAUGUUCACAGCGCAGAUGAAGGCAGGCCGCUGCAACUUCGAUGGCGUGGGCCGGGGCUGCGUGAUCUUCCUCGCACAGCGCAUUGACAAUGACUAUGACCUGCAGAUGGGCAAAGGCCUCCCCUGGAGCGGUUGGUUGGGGCUGAACAAUACACAAGAGAAGGUGGUGGCCCUAUCUAGCGCUGGCAGCACUGGCGGUGCGUCUGGGGUGAGCUUUAUGCGAUGCUCUGUUCAGGUGAGAAAUAGCACCGCCUUUAUGAUCCUCAGCGAUGAGCCACCCCCAUAUCGCGUGGAGAAUUGGUCAGACUCGAGGACCUUGGCGGUGCGCUUUCUAGGUGACGACUACUGCGAGAUCCUCCCGCCAUUGUCUUGGUUUGCCUUUGACUGGCCCACGCGUGCACAGCAUGAAAAGAAAGAGCGUUAUUUGAUUCUUCAGGACCUUCUCACUGAAAAGAAGGAGAUUUACCAGGCCCACGACUUGGGCCUGGGCCCGCCCCUGAAGUUGGACACCAACGCCGUGGAUGUCACCGGGCAGAACGCGGAGCUCACCGAGGAUGGCUUCAAGGAGAUCGUUCUCAAGGAGGAUCCCCGAGAGAUGGAGCACUUUGUCGCCCGGGUGGCGCAGGACCUUGGGACUGUUGCAUCCUCGUCCAGCACGCUGCCGGAGUUGACCAUGGGUGCCCUUUCGUUGCGAGAGAUGCGACAGCAAAUGAUCGAGCGAGGUUUGGUGGAGCCUCAGAAGCCGAGUCUCACGAAGCGCGGCCGGGAAAAGGCCAUGCUGUGCCACUACACCAUGACAACGUUUCUGAAGUUUUUGCUCCACACGGGAGGCUUCGCUGCGAAGGAGAGUCACCUUUCGGCCUUUGCGGCGGCGUCCAGUCGCUUGCCCAACUUGCUGCAACUGCUGGAGAAGCUUCCUGAAGAGGUUUGGGUGAAGAAGGAGCGGACGCCAGAGCAAGCAUUUCAGGACUUGCUGGCUGUGAGUGAUGUGGAACACACAGCAAAUGCGUUGCACUUGCUCGUCAGGAGGGUUUUGGAGGAGGACUUGGCUGUCCAACCCAAGUCAGUCUCCACCACGGAGGUUCACGCCUUGGCCAAGGAGAUGGCCAAUGGGCUUCGCAAUGGACAGUGGCCACAAGGAGACGCAGAGCUUGGAGCGGUUGGGAUCGGUCAUCACUUGGAGCUUGCGAGCUUGCAACCAUUCGUGUCUAGCUACAGCUACAGGCUUGGACUUUAA